AUGCUGCCCCUGACGUCUCUCUCUUUGGCAGACUCCAAGCUGAAGACUGACCUCACCCUGGUUCUGAACGCUCUGGGCAGUAAUGCCUCUUUGACGCGGGUGGACAUCAGUGGAAACGGGAUGGGAGACAUGGGGGCAAAGAUGCUGGCCAAAGCCCUGCAGAUCAACAGCAAACUACGGACGGUCAUCUGGGACAGAAAUAAUGUCAGUCCGCAAGGUCUUCAGGAUGUGGCUGCUGCAUUGGAGAAGAACUUCACCAUUCGUUUCAUGCCCCUUCCCAUCAUUGAUGCGUCCCAGGCACUCAAAGCCAGUCCUGAGAAAACAGAGGAUGCUUUACUGAAGAUCGAAAGCUACCUGUACAGGAACCAUGAAACCCGCAAGUAUGUCCAAGAGCAAGCGUACCGUCUCCAGCAGGGCAUCGUCACAACCACCACACAGCAGAUGAUUGACCGGAUAUGUGUGAAAGUCCAAGACCAUCUCAACUCGCUAAAGAACACAGACAAAGAUGCCGUCAAGGAAGAUGUGAAAAUAGCCGAGAACCUCAUGAAGGAUGCAAAAAAUUCAAAAACACUUCUACCCAACCUGUAUCACCUGGGAGGUGCGUCCAGAGAGGAGGUCAAUACGUCCACUGUGGGACCCAUCCAAGAGAAACUGGAGUCUAUGGCAGGAGAGGUCGCACGGGUUAUGGAUGAGCAGCUUCAGACGCUGCUUGAGUCGAUGGUUGGUGCAGCCGAGAGUCUCUGUCCUCACGUCUUGAAGAAAUCAAACCUGCGGCAGGAUCUCAUCAAAUCCGGCAUGACCAAGAUGGUCAUUCCUCGCAGUUUUGUCAAGAACACACUGCUUGAGCAGUCUGGCAUUGACAUCAUGAACAAGAUCAGUGAAGUAAAGCUCAGUCUGGCAUCUUUCCUGUCCGAUCGAAUCGUUGAUGAGAUUUUAGAAGCACUUUCCAGCUCACAGCAGACACUGGGAGAGCACUUGUCAGGGAAAGGACGUCCCCUGCAGCAACAAGAAUCUCUUGAUCUGGAUGUUCCGGAGGAGAGAGUUCCUAAACGCUCCACCACAGAGCUAAUGGAGGGUGAGAGGCUGGAUGACCUGGAGACCUGCAUGACUCUGUGCUGCACGAGUCUAGGCAGUUACUGA
Messenger RNA from Triplophysa rosa, 1140 nucleotides. Its product is annotated as F-actin-uncapping protein LRRC16A-like. The transcript has 12 exons. The record is from RefSeq and is a predicted model, not a curated record. Bases 1 to 1140 code for a protein of 379 amino acids. Gene Ontology annotation, biological process: regulation of Arp2/3 complex-mediated actin nucleation; cell migration. Gene Ontology annotation, cellular component: lamellipodium; plasma membrane. NCBI's taxonomy places the organism in Eukaryota, Metazoa, Chordata, Actinopteri, Cypriniformes, Nemacheilidae.